Molecule: messenger RNA, 2349 nt
Organism: Symbiodinium pilosum
Lineage: Eukaryota; Dinophyceae; Suessiales; Symbiodiniaceae
Source: the annotation of a GenBank genome assembly
AUGUUCGGUGACAUCCACAACCUCAAGGAGGAGGUGGCCAAAGGUGGAAAGCCUGAGAUGGGUACGAACACGGUGGCCCUGCAGAAAAAGUUUGCUGAUUCUUUCUUCGGGAAGAUGGCCAAGAACAAGUAUUUCGAAGGCGUCACCAUCUGUGUCAUCUUUUUGAACGCUCUUGCAAUCGGAGUGGACGCUGAUUACUCAGCGAGGACGCGAGUCCCAGCGAACCUGUACGAAGGUGAUGUCUUCUUCAUUGUGCUGGAGGUGUUUUUUGCUUCUUACUUUUCCCUCGAGAUCCUUAUUCGAUUCCUGGCGUACCGCCAAAAGCUCCACUGUCUUCGUGACGGUUGGUUUAUUUUUGACUUUCUCUUGGUUUUGAUGAUGGUGUGGGAGACCUGGAUCAUGCCGUUUGUGGGUCUUGAAUCGGGCCUUGGCCAGCUUAGCAUUUUGAGGCUACUUCGGCUGCUUCGCAUCACCAGAAUGGCGAAGCUAAUGAGAGCCUUUCCCCAGCUGAUGAUGAUCAUAAAAGGUAUCUCUGCCGCAGCUCGGGCUGUGGGUUGGACGGCUGUUCUGUUGGUCAUCAUCAGCUUCACGUGGUCCAUUCUCUUCACGAACGAAUACCACCAAGGUCACAUCACCGAUGAGGAGAUGAAGGAUUGGCCUGACGAGGACCCACGGAAGAUACACGAGUACUUUGGUGGGAUGGACAAGUCGAUGCUCACGCUGCUCAUUAUGGGGACCAUCCUGGAUGAUGUGACCGAGUGUGCGGAUGUUAUCCGGAGACAAAACAACUACUGGUACCUGGUGGCAUUCAUCUUCUACAUCCUGUUGAACUCCUUCAUGAUGCUGAACAUGCUUGUCGGAAUUCUUGUGGAGGCCAUGCUUGCAGUAGCCGAAGCUCCUGCAACUCCUGCAGUUGAAGCUCCAGAAGAGGAGGAGGAGACAGAUGAGUCACCCGCGGCAAAGAAGCAGCGGACAGAGAAAGUCUUUGACAUCGAGGACUUGAAGAAGCAGGUUGCGGAACUUCGAUCAAAUCCGCCAGCCUAUGUCAGCAAAGUUGGACAGCUCACGACCCCGGCCCUGAUUUGUGACGAGAACGGUCAGCUCCAGAGGCCAGAACAUCCAGAGGAGAACGGUCCUUGGGACCUCCAGCUUUGCGUGGCGGGUGCGGAAGAUGACGAGGCAUACGGCGUCCCGUGGAGAGUCAACAUUCGAUUUGAUCCAGACCUGUGGCCAGCAAAGCUGCCCCUGGUACGCUUCCGCGGUGUGUUCCAUCACGCAUUCACAGACGAGAACGGGGCCAUGCUGAUGCCGUUCUACAGGGCCCUGCCCAGGGACGAGAACCAAGCUUGCACCUUGAAGCUCACCGUGGAGGCAAUUCGCACAUUCCUGGUGGAUCCGUUCGCAUCGUGGAAGCUUUCGCCUGACAAAGUGCCGGAGAAGCUUGUCAAGUCGGUGAGCGUCAACAAGAAGAUGAACUCCGAACGCCUGGAUAUCAUACGCAAGUAUGCAUCCCAAGCUCUCCAUCCCGAGCUGUUCGCUGGCUACUGGCAUGAUGAGUGGCUGGCUGACGAUUUUCGCAAGGCCAUCCACCAAAAGGAUCCGGCCGUGUGGAAGAGCAUCUUAACAGAGCAUGUUCCUGGACAGGCCUUCUGCGAGAUGUUCCUGAGUGAGGUCUUCAACUUUUACAAGAGUGGGCUUCCGGCCAGACGUCCAAACAGCAUGAAUGCUUAUGGCAUCAUCCUCAACGACAUUGGCCUGGAGCCCCUUAUUGAUGAGCUGCAGCGCCAUUUGCAGCCCUUGGGCGAACUUCUCUUCCCGGGCCCGGGGAGCUGCUGGGAUGGACAUCACUGCUUCAUUGUCCGGUACCGAUCCGGUGAGGAUCUCGGCCUGGACAUGCACACCGAUGACUCAGACGUGACUGUGAAUCUCUGCCUCGGAUUGGAGUUCGCAGGUGCCGGCUUGCAGUUUUGCGGAAUGAUGGGUGCCACGGACCACCGCAAGCACUGCUACACCUACUACCACAAGAAGGGGUCUUGCGUCAUCCAUCUUGGCCGGCGGCGGCAUGGAGCUGACGACAUCACGUCCGGUGAGAGGCUGAACCUCAUUCUGUGGAACCACUCCAGUACGUACAGAGCGAGUGAUGACUCAGAGAAUCCGGACUACCAUGUGGAAGAAGGCCCACCAGACGCCGUGUGCGUGAGCUACACCCACGACCGGGAUUUCGGGAACUUCAAGGAGUAUCCAGUAGGGAAAGAACAUUUUCGGGGACGCGGCUGGUGCCCGCGAAGAAAGCUGGAAUACGAAGGAUUCACUCCCGACUGUGACGAAGAACAGGCUCCGAGGCGCUGA